AUUAGAAGGCUUUGAUUCUGUCGGCAGCCAUCUGCUGAUCCUAUGGAGGCCGGCUAUCUAAAACUUCCGCAUCUGUGGAUAUAGUUUGCGAUUAAGGGCCUUAUAUAGAUUUUCGCAUAUUUGUAAGAUUUAGUAGUAGCUGUUGUAUUCUUAUCGAUACGCAGGGUUGCAUUUAGUAUCAAAGCAGAAAGCUUUUCGUAGUAGCUUAAUUGUGAAAUUGAAAACAGUAAACAAAAGCAAAGCUUUAUUGCGUGCCUAUUGAAAUUGAUAGUGAGGGAGAAAAGUUUGUUACUUAAGCAGAAUCAAAUCCUCUGCUAGGACCAUUUCUACAAGUAAAGCCUAAGGACAAACAUGGCAGCUAGUAUAAAAGAUACAGAUUCAGCCAACGAAGAAUUUGAUAAACAUUUGAGGUAUGUUUUGCAUAUGAAACCCAAGGAAGAUCCACCAAAAUGUAAUACAUAUGUGGUCGAAUUUUUCGGCGUUUUGAGCCUAACCGAUUUACGUGCGCCGGAACGAAAGCUGUGGUACAUUUAUUAUUGUAAGCAGUCGGAUAUAGACCAGACUGUGGAUCAGAUUCACCAGAAAUAUGGCAAAAAGAAUAUGUAUGACCUAUUCCGGAAGCCGGUAUUCAGUGGAGCUGGCUUGCGCGCCAGUGUCAAGAAGCAUUUUUCGGAAUUAAAAUGGUUUACCAAAGGAAAUUUACUUGAGGCGCCACCAAAGAGUCAUUUUAACGACGAGCGCGUCUGUAAAACCAUAACGGAUCUAUACAACAUUGAGCAGCAAAGACUUUAUAACUAUGUAAUGGUGAAAAAUCAGUGGUACUGGAGGUACAACCAUUAGGUAGGGUCUUAUGUAGUAAAACUCUGUGAUUUUAGAUAAGUGAUUGCAUUAUUUAUAAUUUAUGUUAUGGUCAUAAAAAUAUAUUUCUGGAAUCAGUCGCUUAUAGCAUUUCGAUUGAAUUUUGCAGUCAUAAAAGCUGCAGUGUUGUGUAGAUAACAUUGCUUCCGUUUUCAUGCCGCACAUUUGGGGGAAAUACAAUCGUUCUUGAGCCAUAACGUUCAUAGCCAAUAAAAUACUUUCACCUCAACAAACGUGAGCACUGUCGACGUCAUCAUUUCUUUCAUACCGAAACAGAAGCAGCAGCAGCCAAAACAUGAACAACAUAAUUAUCUGCAUUCCGCUUGUUGAGGCAUUGGUGUGUUUUCCACAUGAAAUUAUUAUUACCUUAAGCUAAGUUUCUUUCCCUUCUGCGUCGUUAAAAACAUGAACGUAAUAUUUUCAAAAUUUGCUAACCCUUCGUCCUGCAAAUCUUAAUCUCUAAUGUUGAGAGCUUCCGUAGUUUGCCCACAAAGAAUUCCAAUCCACAAUUUAUCGUGGUCGAGUGCAUUUGAAAUUCCGCGUCUAACCGUUGCAACUCAAAAUUUGUAAGAAUAAACAAGUGUUAAGAACAAA
Messenger RNA from Drosophila miranda, 1452 nucleotides. RefSeq lists its product as uncharacterized. The transcript has 2 exons. The coding region runs from base 352 to 840 and encodes 162 amino acids. Lineage: Eukaryota; Metazoa; Arthropoda; Insecta; Diptera; Drosophilidae. The record is from RefSeq and is a predicted model, not a curated record.